UUCACAUCUCCAAGGCGGGCAAUUUAAAUCUUUUUGAAAUCAAAUUUUCACACAUCGGGAACCAAAAAGGGGUUUCUUUCUCAACCCUAGCCGCUAUCAAUCUCUCCUUCACUACAUCCUCUGUUGAACCACCAUCAGAUCCUUCGCUCAUUGGUCAUGUAUGGUUCUUGGAGGGUCCGAUUCAGGUUAUCAUCUAAAAUCUACCCCGCCUACGCAACGGUUAUGGUGGAUUUAGAGAUAUAUUACACCCCAACAACGAUUAGACACCACUGCAUCAGUCGACUCCUUAUUCUUACUUCUUAUUUGUUCGCAUCCUCAGUUGGAAUCGAAAAUCAAAACGCCCAGAUCUGGAGUUGUUAGAUGCGACACACCAAAUGCUAGAGCUUCAAGAUUUUAUUUAUCUCUCCCGUUUUUUUAAAUAUGUUCAAUUUUGUUUCUGAUUUUUUUUGUUUAUUUUAUAACAUAAGCAUGCUCGGAUUUUCGUUGUUGCAGAUAUAUCAACAAAGUGUUUUCAUUGCUCUACUACUCCAGAGUUUUUGGAUUUAAACAAAGAAACGAUGUACAGCCUGAAAUAGAAUGAUAUACGAUCACACACAUACACACCUCUGUAACCGCCGUUUACAGCCACCACCACACGCUCUCGAUGCUAGAAUCUCGCCAUCAGGAAAUGGAGUAAAUUAUGAUUUGAUUCAAAAGGAAAAGAUGGUGACAAACAAGAACAGGGGAAGUACAUUUUCAAUGUUAAGUUCAACCAUGAUCUAAGAUAUCUGUCUUUCCUGAUUUUUGUGGCUAUUAAACCCUAAUCCAUGGUCUCAGGUUGUGGUUUUCAGGUGUUUGAUCCAUUCAGAGCUCCCUGGUAUCGAAGAAACAACUGAUUUUUUUUAAAAGUUUUUAAACAAUAAAUAUCCUGAAUCCAUGUUAUGUCUCAAUCUCAAGAACGUGUUGAAGAUGACAAACCUACCUGAUAGACAAACCAUGGAACCCGGAUAAUAAAUUUUAAUGAGAAUCAAGUUAGGGUGGUCUUUGAUCGGUUGUAGUUGGGUAUGCAUUUUUUGUAUAAUAUUGGCAAGCAAGUAAUUAGUGAUGUAGCCGUUAUGUGUUAUAGCACAUUUUGUUAAUUAUCUUUGCUUGUGAUAAUAAUCUUACUCAUGGUUGUGCAUUGAUUUAUGUAAAUACACAA
Lactuca virosa is the source of this 1180-nucleotide messenger RNA. The record is from the annotation of a GenBank genome assembly. Lineage: Eukaryota; Viridiplantae; Streptophyta; Magnoliopsida; Asterales; Asteraceae.